AUGCCGCGACCCAAAUCUGCUGGUCCCACCCCCAUGGCUGUCACGUCCUCCCUGAACAGUGUCUAUAUCUCUCCCCGUACACCAAGGACCCCGCGUGUAGUUGCCGAACAUGAAGACGACGAUGUGGAGAUGGAGCUCUUGGCCGAGGAAGAGCGGGAGCGCGCACGAAGAGGUCUCGAAACUGAGCCCGACGUCCCGGUCAAGAAUGCUGCAGUCGCCAAGAAGUUCUCCGCCAAAGAUAAGAGGAGCAUGGUCCUCCUAUGUGUACUAUAUUUGAUCCAGGGUGUCCCGCUUGGUCUCGCUCUUGGUUCCGUCCCAUUCCUUCUGAAGGAGCAUCUAACAUAUUCCCAACUAGCGACGUUCGCUCUCUCCAGCUAUCCUUAUUCCCUCAAAUUGCUCUGGUCACCUAUUGUCGAUUCUAUCUUUAUUAAGAGGAUUGGUAGACGGAAGUCAUGGAUCAUCCCCAUGCAACUUAUCGUUGGAAGCCUAAUGCUCUACAUCUCACUUAAUGUACAGAAGCUCAUGAAAGAUCCCGCCAACCAUUUGGCCGAGUUGACGACGAUCUUUACCAUGUUGGUUACGUUCUCCGCUACCCAAGACAUAGCCGUUGACGGCUGGGCUCUCACCCUGCUUUCGCAGGAUUGUCUCUCGUAUGCCUCGACCUGUCAGACCAUUGGGCUGAAUACCGGAUUCUUUGCGUCAUUUACGGUGUUCCUCGCCUUCAACAGCGAAACCUUCGCUGCGAAGUGGGGAAUUCCACAGCUAACCAUCAGCGCAUACCUCCGUUUCUGGGCAGUUAUUUGCUACAUUGUCACUAUUUGGCUCAUUUUCUUCAAGAAAGAGGACAAAGAUGCAGGAGCAGAGGCAGAUAUGAGUAUCAAAGAAACCUACCAAACCAUUUGGACGAUCUGUCAAUUGCGCCAUGUCCAACUAUUGAUUCUCAUCCACCUGUUCGCGAAGAUCGGUUUCGUCGCUCAUGAGGCGACCUCGUUGAAGUUGGUUGAAAAGGGCCUUAAGCGGGAAGAUCUUUCCCUCGCUGUUCUUGUUGAUUUUCCGUUCCAAAUCCUCGGUGGUUACUUUGCGGCCAAAUGGUCUAGAGGUGACAAACCGCUGAGACCUUGGCUCUAUGCCUUCUGGCCAAGGUUCCUAUUUGGUCUCAUCUCAACGUUGACUGUUCUCUUCUUCCCCAAACCACCCAUCUCUACCGCGUUCUUUACUUUCAUCAUCUGCCACACGAUCUGGUCGUCCUUUACAUCGACCGUUCAGUUUGUCGGUAUUUCUGCUUUCCACACCCGUGUCUCGGACCCUCUCAUUGGAGGUACUUACAUGACGCUUCUCAACACUUUUACGAAUCUGGGAGGAACAUGGCCCAAGUGGUUUGUUCUGAAAGGCGUCGAUUGGUUUUCCGUCGGUCAUUGCCAUAUUCCCGAUGGAACCUCUGAGAUCCUGAUCAAAGCCAAAGAAUGCGUCACUGAGGUCGGUAAAGCUCACUGCAAAGCCAUCAACGGCACAUGUGUGCUCGAACAAGAUGGAUAUUAUGUAGUUUCUGGCAUUUGCAUGGGCUUUGGCAUUCUCUUCCUCGUCGCCUUCAUUUAUCCGACUGCCCGAAAAUUGCAAGCCCUGCCUAUUUCGGCCUGGCGACUCAAAUCGAUGUAG
This is a messenger RNA of Coprinopsis cinerea okayama7#130, 1656 nucleotides long. RefSeq lists its product as hypothetical. Gene Ontology annotation, molecular function: acetyl-CoA transmembrane transporter activity. The record is from RefSeq and is a predicted model, not a curated record. Gene Ontology annotation, cellular component: membrane. Lineage: Eukaryota; Fungi; Basidiomycota; Agaricomycetes; Agaricales; Psathyrellaceae. The coding region runs from base 1 to 1656 and encodes 551 amino acids. The transcript has 15 exons.